CUAUUCGUGAUUUAUAUAAAAAUAUAAAGAUUUUCUAAUAAAAUUUAUUUACAAGAGUUAUAAACGCGAAUUACUUUAUUCAUACUGAAGAGAUUCAAUCGAGAAAUUAAAGGAUCCAAACUUGAAAUACCGAAUCCAAAAAAUUAUGAAUCUAUCAUCUUUAGAAGACUCAUCCUCAUCAGACGACGAAAACAAUUAUAUUUCAACGGCUAAAAAAGUUAGAAAAAAUAAGAGGCAACAUUUAGCAACUGCAAAUAAACAAAAAAUUGACGAAAUUUCAAAGGCUCACAAAGCAAAUUUUGAAGGAACAAAAUUUGCUUGUAAAUAGAAAUUUCGAGAAUGAAGAAGAAAAAGGCAUGGAUGAUAGUAAUGAGGCCGUAGCAAGGAACGAAAAUAAUGUAGAAAUGAUAUCAGAGGGUGAAGAUUCGGAUCUGUCAGAGAAUAUUUAUAAUAAUGAAUUGAAAUUGACACCUGAAAUUAGUAAGAGUUCAAAUACAAACGCAGUAAAAAAGCAGUUGAUGAAAGCAAGACAACGAAAUAUGAAAGUUCGAUUAUUUGAACCGAAGCAGCAACAACAAGAACAAGAAUUACAACGACAACAACAACAACAAGAAUUAGGACAACAACAACUAGAAUUACAAGGAUUACAACAACAAGAAUUAGGACAACAACAACUAGAAUUACAAGGAUUACAACAACCAGAAUUACAAGGACUACAACAACUAGAAUUACAAGGACUACAACAACAACAACGUCAACGAUUGCAAGCACACAACGCCGGCUGUUACUAGCACGACAACAUCAACGUCGAUUAUUACAAGCUCAACAACAACAGCAACAAGAUGAAAACAUUAACUAUUUACAUAAUGAUCAGUUCGUAAUCGGAGAUAAUUUAUAUAUAUGAAGUGCAUUAUAUCGCAAUGCGAGUAAUUCCGAUACUCCAGCUAAAUUUAUAACUAAUAUGGCACAUGCCAUUUGGAUAUAACAGGGCUAUGCUGUUACUCUGGCCGUCCUUAAAUUACUUUUUAAGGGCGCCACUGGAAGGAUUAAACGGUCUUCCAGAACCGGUUCUUAAUGCUCAGGGUCGGUGUAAAAUUUAAUUGUAAGAGAAGGAAGAGGAAGGAUAAUUUUAUAAAUAACUUAGAUUUAAUUAUUACAAUAAUAUUAACUUUAUUAAUUCCCAACCUUUCAAUUAAAACCUUAUAAUUUUAUAACUUUUGACCUUAUACCUUAUAACUUAUACCUUAUAACUAUUAAACCUUUGAACCUUAUAACUUUUAGACCUUAUAACUAUUAACCUUUGGACCUUAUAACUUUUAGACCUUAUAACUAUUAACCUUUUGACCUUAUAACUUCUGCCAAUUACCUUUGGACUUACUUUACUUAACUACAUAGCCACUACCUUGGCAUCACACACACUCUCACACUCAGUUAAAACAUUGCCAACUACCUUUGGACUUAUGAUUAAAAUCGGUUACCUCGCGAAUUAUUUAUUAACUAUUUACACAUUUUAAAAUUUAUUUCCUACACACAUACUGCACUCGAGUCCCCUGGACUUUUCUUCACACACACUGAAUUUAAAAUGGCUAUUCCC
Molecule: messenger RNA, 1594 nt
Organism: Microplitis demolitor
Lineage: Eukaryota; Metazoa; Arthropoda; Insecta; Hymenoptera; Braconidae
Product: ataxin-8-like
Exons: 5
Coding region: 357-791 (144 amino acids)
Source: RefSeq, a predicted model, not a curated record